AUGUUGUCUCAGCUUGUUCGCGGGAGAAGCGCUGCCUCUCAGCUUCGGGUUUUGAAGGGACGCUCCCUUCCCCAACCAUUCGCAAAACUACGCCAUCAUUCCCACACAAGUCGACUCACAUCACUGCAAAGCUCAGCGUCCAGGUCUUCCCCCGAAAAUCGUUCACGUCGCUCCUCCUUCCAAUCUAGCCGGAAACUUGCCACCGCCGCCGACACCCCGAUAGUUGACAGACUAUCCCACCUCGACAACUUCGACCAGUCGUCCUAUUCAUCAGACCUCCGGCAGAAACAAGAAUGGAAUUCCUUUCUUCCGUCCCAGGGGGAGUUUGAUCCUUCUUCGCUCAUCAUUAUGGACGAUGAGCUGCUCACGAAACCAAAAAUCCUGAGAAGAGUCAACGGCAUUGGCGGCGAUCACGAUGAGAUGCUGGCCAACCUGGAGCUCUCGAUGAAACUCGGUGAUUUCGCCCGGGCCUCGAACCUGAUCAAUCGGCUUCGUGAUGAAUUUCACCCUGUGGGAUCGAAGGCGUAUCUUGAUUAUCACAACAAACUGCUCCAGUCUAUGGUCUCGCAUGCCAUCCAGAAACGAGACCUAGAUUUAGCCCGCCAAGCACAGCGGUGGUUCGAGGUGGACAUGCCUUACGGCGGUGUUGAAGCGGAUCCAACUACUUUUGCCACUAUGAUUCGCAUGGCUCUGCGUUUGUUUUACGGGCCAAAGCGGGAUCGAGCUGUUCGCCGGUAUUGGGGCCUGGCGAAAGGAAAGGAAUGUGAGGAGCUUGUGCUGUCUGUUCCUGUGCUCUCUGAGGUCGAGCUCGGUGAACUUUCUGAGAUUUGCUCAGCAGAUCUUCAACGACUCGCCAUCAACAGCAUGCAACCUGAAUCCGCGAAGGUUGAUGAGCCGGUACCAAACAAUGUCCCCGAAGUUAAGGCGGUUGAACAAAAAGGGCUUGGGCUUUCAUCGUUAAAGGAUUCUAUGUCUUCAGUUUUCGCAGAUGAUGCGAAAAAGAUUCCCGCCAUGGAUGAGGAAAGCAGGGAGGUUUACCAACAGCGACGACAGCAGCAACUUGAAGCUGAUGUCAUGAAGUCUGCCGUCAACCGCUGGCGACAAGAAAACAAAAUACAGCAACAGUUUCAGCCCGAUGUGUUUGAGAACGGCAAACAACUAGGGCCCUUGCUUCGCCAAUGGAAUGCGGACCUUGUCGUGCGGAUUGAAGAGGAAUUCAAGGAAAUAGAAAAAGCCAGAACCGCUUCUAUGAUUACGGAUGAAGUUAGGGAGCGCGUUGACUAUGGCCCUUAUCUUCGUAUGGUGAAACCGGAGGAGCUAGCGUCCUUGACGAUACUCACGACCAUAAAUAACUUGACUCGCAACGGACUGGACAAAGGUAUCAAGCUCGCUCCGCUUGCGGUAGCAAUAGGAAAUGAUGUUUACGAGGAAGUGGCAUUGCAGAGAAUGGUCGAGCGGAGGAAGAAAGAGAUGAACAGUGCUCAUCGAGUUAAGCUCAUCAAGCAGAUUUUCCUCGGGCGCAAGGAUCGGGACAAGCUGAAGGGCAUCAACUGGAAAAAUGCUCUUAAAUCCAUGGAGCAGGAAGAGCCUGAUAUUGUUUGGGCAACUGCUAUAAAGGCGAAGGUUGGCGCUGUAUUGAUGAGUCUCCUUUACGAUGUUGCCAAGGUCCCUGUUCCUGUUAACGAGGCCGCGGCAGCCAAAAAGAUCAAGAGAAGAGACGAGGUAGUCAUGCAGCCCGUCUUCCAACAUUCGUACCAGAUCACCUGGGGACGGCGGACUGGUUAUAUUCAUGUGAAUCCGGAGAUGAUCAAACUUCUUACCAGGGAGCCGGCCGAGGAUUUGCUGGGUCGCCAGUUGCCUAUGCUUUGCAAACCAAGGCCGUGGAAGGGUUACAAGGACGGUGCUUAUUUCUAUCACCAGAAUCUUUUUGUUCGCUCUACCCCGGGUGAGAGCCUGCAGCCCACGUACGUGAAGGCGGCGUUAGAGAAUGAUGGUUUGAAGAUGAUCCGCAAGGGCCUUGACAUUUUAGGUGGGACGGGGUGGGUUAUCAACCGCGAUGUCUUUAACGUUAUGCUCGAGGCCUGGAAUACGGGUGAGCCUAUCGCUGACCUUGCGCCUCUCGACCCCGAUUUGCCCAUCCCCCCAAAGCCCUCACCCGAAGAAGGUUACGAAGCCGAGAAGGAGUGGCACACAAAAGUGCGUGACAUUGAAAACCAGAGGGGAGGCUAUCAUUCUCAGCGGUGCUUCCAGAACUUCCAAAUGGAAGUUGCUCGUUCAUACCUGAACGAGACUUUUUACCUCCCUCAUAACAUGGAUUUCCGAGGCAGAGCAUAUCCAAUCCCGCCUUACCUUAAUCAAAUGGCCGCCGAUAACGCAAGAGGCCUUCUCUUGUUCAGCGAAGCGAAACCGCUCGGCGAAAGUGGGUUGAGGUGGUUGAAGAUUCAGAUUGCCAACCUUGCUGGAUUUGAUAAGGCUAGUCUUUCAGAGCGUGAACAGUUUGCCAUGGAUCAUUUGGACGAUGUGCUGGAUUCUGCUAACAAUGGCCUUCACGGCCGGCGCUGGUGGCUUCAAGCUGAAGAUCCCUGGCAAUGUCUGGCUGCCUGCUGCGAGCUCCGAAAUGCGCUUCAGCAUCCGAACCCCACUGAGUAUGCGUCGCGUCUGCCUAUUCAUCAGGAUGGCUCCUGUAACGGUCUGCAGCAUUAUGCUGCUCUCGGUGGUGACAAACUUGGUGCACAGCAGGUCAAUCUCGAGCCAUCUGACCGUCCUUCUGACGUGUAUUCCGCCGUCGCCCAGUACGUAAAGGAGGCCGUUGCAACAGAAGCUGCACAAGGCGAUCCCAUCGCCAAGAUGCUCGAAGGAAAGAUCACCCGUAAGGUUGUCAAGCAGACCGUUAUGACGAACGUCUACGGUGUGACGUUUAUUGGUGCUAUGAAGCAAAUCCGCAAGCAGCUUGCAAAUCACUACCCCGAACUUUCCGACCACGAAAAGAAAACGGGGGCCAUCUAUAUUGCUAGGAAAGUCUUCCAAGCCCUAGGGACUAUGUUCGAAGGAGCCCGCGACAUCCAACACUGGCUCGGCGAUAGUGCCAAUCGCAUUACACAGUCCCUUCCGCCCGAGCAGAUUGAAGAUCUCGCUAAAGAGGUUCUAAAUCCGUCGUUUUCCACACUGCCACUGACUAGCCGUGGCAAAUCGAAAAAGUCCCUUUCUAGCAGCGACCCGUCUGCUCACUUCAAAACCACCGUCAUUUGGACGACACCAUUGGGCCUGCCCGUUGUGCAACCGUACCGCAAUAGGUUGCCCCGUCGUGUUGUGACGAGCUUCCAAAGCUUGAGCGUUGUCGAGCAGGAUUCCCGCUACUGUGUCACCAGGCGCAAGCAGCUCCAGGCCUUCCCGCCCAACUUCAUCCACUCGCUUGAUGCCACUCAUAUGAUGCUGUCCGCAAUUGCCUGUCACCAGGCGGGCCUCACGUUUUCCGCCGUGCAUGACUCGUUCUGGACUCAUCCUUCCGACGUCGACUCUAUGAAUCGGAUCCUUCGCGAGGCAUUCGUUCAGAUGCACUCGGAUGACGUGAUCAAGAGGCUGGCAGCGGAGUUUGAAGUGCGCUACGGACGUAACUUGCAUUAUGCUCGAGUCCCGCGAUGGAGCCGGCUCGGAAGAGUUGUUGCUGAUUUCCGGAAGAACAAGCCAAAAUCAACUCGACUCCUCGAGCUGAUCGAGGAAUAUAAGCGACAGAAAUUAUUGCGGUCUGAUGACCCUGAGUUGCAAGCUCAGGGUCGUGAGAUGGUUACAGCGGCAAGUUGUUUUGAGGCGGCGGGCGGCACAGACGACGAUCUGGUCGUCCAUGCUUCUCUAGGUGAAGCUGCCGUCGGGCACGUCCCCGAGGAUUUGGAGGCCGCCGAGAAGCGGGCCUCGGGCAUGGAAACAGACGGCUCGGACCCGGCAGUCGCAACACUCCUCGGAACCGGUUCCUGGGAGCAGGAUGCGAAGCCCGAGCUGAGCGAGGAAGAACGCGAACUUGAAGCGAUGAUGGAUGAGGCCGACGAGCCUGCAAAGAAGAAGAAGAAGCGAACCACCGAAUACAUUUGGCUGUGGAUGCCGAUGCGGUUCCGCCCUGUGCCGACCAAGGGCGCAUGGGACGUGUCUCGAAUCCGCGAGAGCAAGUACUUUUUCUCCUAA
Aspergillus nidulans FGSC A4 is the source of this 4176-nucleotide messenger RNA. Its product is annotated as DNA-directed RNA polymerase. Gene Ontology annotation, cellular component: mitochondrion. The coding region runs from base 1 to 4176 and encodes 1391 amino acids. The record is from RefSeq and is a predicted model, not a curated record. The transcript has 2 exons. Lineage: Eukaryota; Fungi; Ascomycota; Eurotiomycetes; Eurotiales; Aspergillaceae. Gene Ontology annotation, molecular function: 5'-3' RNA polymerase activity; DNA binding; DNA-directed RNA polymerase activity. Gene Ontology annotation, biological process: DNA-templated transcription.